Messenger RNA from Haliotis rubra (blacklip abalone), 1805 nucleotides. RefSeq names its product chlorophyllase-2-like. Lineage: Eukaryota; Metazoa; Mollusca; Gastropoda; Lepetellida; Haliotidae. The transcript is spliced from 7 exons. Bases 30 to 1007 code for a protein of 325 amino acids. The record is from RefSeq and is a predicted model, not a curated record.
AUAAACAGUCUUUGGUCUGGAUAGCAAACAUGAAGUCAACCGCUCUGAUCCUCGUGUGCGUCACCAUCGCUACAGGCCUGUUUGUCGACCACGGUGAUCCAUACAAAUCCGGCACGUUGACAACGGGGAAAGUCGUCGUUACCGUCCUCGAAGACAAGAGCCCCCUGCAUGCCGUCGCCUACUACCCUAACGUCACCGGGGACUACGGCGUUGUCUUCUUUAUCCCGGGACUGGACGGUGUCAUUCUCAGCGAGUUCUACUCCGAGUGUCUCACUGCAAUAGCUCAGCAUGGAUUCGUCGUGGUCGCUAGUGACUACAUUUUUCCUGCGCUUGAUAACCCGACCGGUUACCACAUGAACAAAGAGAAACUUGGCUUCAUCGCUGACAAGUACAUGGAGCAGUUUUACUGGCUGAAGUCCAACCUGCAGAGGUUAAUCCAAGCCGUAACACCGGGCGUGAUUAGCAGUUGGGACCACGUCGCGCUUCUCAGUCACUCUGCCGGGGCCGACGCUUUGUUGAAGAUGACGGAGAGAAACCAUACCUUGUUCCAGGCUGUCGUGUUUUGGGAACCCUUCAGUUAUCAGUUCACGACAAAGACCAACUAUUCCCUCCCAGCUCUCAUCACGGGGACGCAGCUGUCCACGAAGAAAGCGAUCAUCGUCCCAUGCAUCAUCCCUGGUUUCGGCUACAACCACUUCUACGACAUGUGGGGGGAACCUCCUAAAGUGCUCGUGGACGCCAAGAACUUUGGUCACUGCGACCUCAUGGAUUAUGCCUUUCGUGAUUUCUGUAUCGAUACCAAGACGUGUCUGGGAGGUAACGCCUCCAUGAUCCCAGCUUACCACCAGUACACCCAGGGAAUAACAUCUGCCUUCCUCAUCGUUUAUCUCCAGGGCUUCUCCCAAACCAUCAACUACGUCAUCGACCAGACAAAGAUACCACUACCUCUUGAUGAGUUUAAAUAUAACAUGUCAGCGCCAUCCUAUCAACACUGGCAUCUACCAUAGGACAGACUGCUCUUUAUCCCAUUUGUCUUUCCAUAACAUGCAUUUCAAGUGAAAAAAAACGACGAGAUACAAAAAUAAGACAUUGUCUAUUGAUGUAUGUAUGAAUGUGUAUACUGUGUUCAUUAAGAAAGUCUUUUUGUAAAUAUAUAAAUACACUAUUGAUAUGUAUAAGUGUUUUAGCGUAUAUUUUCCACUUGGGGUCAAUUAUUGUAUCCUGACAAAGGGUAACAUUUAUUAAAAAUGGUUCAUGAAUAUGUUACUGAUACAGUUGGAAUAAUUGUGAAAGCACUCAAACACCUACUGCUAUUGUAUAUGGCGAGUGUGGAAGAUAUCCUCUCUUUAUAAACGCAUUGUGUAAAACUUUAAAAUAUUGGUUAAAGGUUAUUCAUAUGCAUCAAAAUAGAACUCCUUUGAAAGUGUACAAAAUGCAAAUGUAUUACGAUAAUUGUGGAUAUAAGACAUAUGCGAGAAAUACUUUUCUCACAUGGAUUUGGUUACGUCUGGAUGUCUCAGACAGUUGGUGAUGCAGCUUCAUUCAAGACUGUUGCAAUCAAUAUGUUUUUUCAAUCAUGGAAUUGUACAUUGAAUAAAAGUUCAAGAUACCGUAUUUACCGAGAGUUUAAAUAAUGUUGAGUUUGCAACUCGUAAUUGUCCAUUGUGUAAGCUGGGUGUAGAAGAUGAGUAUCAUUUUAUUUUUAUAUGUACUGAAUAUAACUCCCUUAGAUUAAAAUACUUGCCAUAUGUAUAUCAGAAACAACCAAACUACUAUAAAUUUUAGUCCCUGUUAUCAACCAAAAA